AUGGACCUUCUUCUUUGCGCCGGUGCAUCGGCUGCCUUCAUCAGCACCUUUUACGUGUGGCCUCGUGAGCGCCGCUUUAUCUCUUCGAGCAUAAACUCGCUUGGCGGUGCUUCCCUCGACCCCACCGUCUAUGUCGACCGCAACAGCGAUGAAGCGAUUCGCAGACGCACCAUCUCGUUGGGCUUUUCCUGUGUUGUGAGCGGCGUCUACCUUGCAUUUGGUACGGCUUCGUCGUUCACCCUGGAGCGGCAGAGUACUUGGCUGCGGCCGGUCAUUCGUUCUUUGUUGUCGACACUGUUGCUGUUUGCGGGGCCAAUUGCCGAGAUGUGUUAUCUCAGGACCUUCGAGGCGCCAGACCGUGCAUUGCAGCUCUGGCGAAACUACGUGAUUUGCCCGAUGGGAGAAGAGCUCUUUUACCGCGGUGUUCUCUUCUCGCUUCUGCACCGCCGUUCCUCCGCGGUUCGCAUUGGAGUCUCUGCCAUCCUUUUUGCGCUUUCCCACAUACAUCAUCUGGUGUCCCUGGCAAGCGACGCGUACAGAAGAUGCGAGGACAACGAGACCGAUAGGAAAGACCUCGACGGCAGAGAGCGUGCGUGCUGGCGUUCAGCUGGGCGCACCAUCUGCGGCGUGUUCGUCUUCACCACCCUUUUUGGUCUCCUGGGCGGGUACUAUUAUGAGCAUGUCUGUGAGGGUAGCAUUAUCGCUAUCGCUGCAGCCCACGCCCUGUGCAACAUCAUUGGCCCUCCCGAGCUAACAGUGCUGCGGGGCAGCCAGUUCACUGCAUUUGAAAAGGCGGCUAGCGCAACCCUCUACGUCGCUGGUGUCGUAGGGUGGGCUUGGACGCUAUUGCUCCACUGA
Leishmania braziliensis MHOM/BR/75/M2904 is the source of this 858-nucleotide messenger RNA. RefSeq names its product putative CAAX prenyl protease 2. NCBI's taxonomy places the organism in Eukaryota, Euglenozoa, Kinetoplastea, Trypanosomatida, Trypanosomatidae. The transcript has a single exon. Gene Ontology annotation, molecular function: metalloendopeptidase activity. The coding region runs from base 1 to 858 and encodes 285 amino acids. Gene Ontology annotation, biological process: CAAX-box protein processing. Gene Ontology annotation, cellular component: endoplasmic reticulum membrane. The record is from RefSeq and is a predicted model, not a curated record.